AUGACACAGUAUCAAAACCAAUCAAUUCUUAUUUCAAACUUACUUACGGACAUCGGAUACGGUAAACAAAUGAUAGCAUUUAGAAGGAAAAUAUAUAAAGAUAUUACCGCAGAGAAUUACAACAAUGAGAUCCAUUCUGGACUUUCAAUCAACAGAUUUGUAGUUGGGAGUAAGGCUGAGGGUGUGACAGCUCCAUUAGAGAAUGAUCUAGAUGUAAUGGAAGUUUUACCUGACGCAGUCUGCAAAGAACAUUCUAACUUGGUAGCACAUGAAGAACAACACCAAUUCAAACUUGUUUUGGAACACUCGCGUCCUGGUUAUUCUUUACUAAGAACUGUUAUCAUUUGUAACAGACUUCCAACAGCCACAUUAUUUUACGAAUCCAUGGUUGAACUAGCUCCAAAUAGCUUAUAUCUUUCUAGUGAUUUUUUGAAAAAUAAAAUGAAAAAUUUAAGGAUUGAAAUUAGUCGUUUGCCUGGAAAUCAAGAAUAUAUUAAUGUGAAAGAAGAAACUCAAGGUCCCUCAGUAGUAUCAAACCGUUUGGCAUUAACUUCGGAAGACGAUGUGAUGGCUCUUAAAUGUGAGUGUCCUGGUUACUUAAGCUCAUGGAUAUGUAGAAGCAGAAAUUAUCAGUGGCCGCCUGCUGCAGUCAUAAGAGAAGUUUCAAGUUUAGAUUCACACGUGGUUCCCGUAGGACAUACGGCUAGCUUUUUUCAAUUCUUAGAAUGGAGAAUAUGUUUCACAAAAGGUGAAAUAAAAUUGGUUCAUAGUUUGAAUGAUUGCCUUACAAAAGUUUUUAUAUUGCUAAAACAAAUUCCUAAAGUCACUUUGAAACCUCUAAGUAAAGAUAUGUCUACAUAUCUUAUGAAGAAUGUAGUAUUCUGGUUAGCUGAACUUAAUGACUAUAAUUAUUUUACCCAGCAUGCAUUAUUAAUAGCACUUAAAAAGGCACUUGCCUACCUGAAACAUUUUGUUGUCACGAACAAUUUUCCAAGCUAUAUGAUUCCACAAAGAAAUUUGCUCGAAGGCAAACUAACACACUCUCAACGAAUCAAAAUUUGUAUGAGAAUAGACUCUCUUCUGAAGGAAGGACCAUACAUUGUCUUAAAAAUUGCAAAGAUCCGGACUGCUUUCUCAAUUUUGUACAGGUCUCCAACAGAAUUUAAUCGAGUUUCAAAGAAUCUUCAUGAGAUACAAAUUAUCAUACAUUUUAUUGAUUACAUUCACCUCUCUGUUCAACAAAUACCAAGAACAUUCGGAGAAAUGAUGAGAAUCAUGUUAACAAAUAGAAAAUUGAGGUUUUUGCUUGUUAGACUGCAUUUGCACAUGUGUGAUAUUAAUAACGAAACAUUAAGUUACGAAGACAUAGAAGAGUUGUAUAAUACUUUGAAUAUUCCUGAAAGUAUUGAUUGUGAUAUCCAAAAUGAUGAAAAAAUGCUUCAAUUAGUGUCAUAUCUGACGUAA
Messenger RNA from Ruditapes philippinarum (Manila clam), 1464 nucleotides. RefSeq lists its product as uncharacterized. The coding region runs from base 1 to 1464 and encodes 487 amino acids. NCBI's taxonomy places the organism in Eukaryota, Metazoa, Mollusca, Bivalvia, Venerida, Veneridae. The record is from RefSeq and is a predicted model, not a curated record. The transcript has a single exon.